AUGAAGACCAAGAACCGGCCCCCCAGGCGUCGAGCGACCCCCCAGGACACAGAAGCCACUCCUGGGGAUCGGACCCCAGAGAGGCCCCAGCUAGGCUCAGGGCCAGAGCUGGCCAAGGGUCUGAGGAGUCGAGUGUCGCGGGCUCAGGGAGCUCGGGCGGAAGGUGGACGGCGGCGGCCUGGCCUGUCGGGUCCAGGGCCAGGACUGGGCGGUCGCCGGGAGAGCAGCAUCCAGCGGAGACUGGAAAGCAACGAGCGGGAACGGCAGCGCAUGCACAAGCUCAACAAUGCCUUCCAGGCGCUGCGCGAGGUCAUCCCACACGUGCGCGCGGACAAGAAGCUCUCCAAGAUCGAGACGCUCACACUGGCCAAGAACUACAUCAAGUCGCUCACCGCCACGAUCCUGGCCAUGUCCAGCGGGCGCCUCCCAGGCCUGGACGGGCCAGGCCCCAAGCUCUACCAGCACUACCAGCAGCAGGCAGCUGGCAGCACACUGGGGGCCACGGAGGCCGAGCCCGAGGCCCACCUGCAGAGAUACUCCACGCAGAUCCACAGCUUCCGAGAGGGCUCCUAGCGCCUGGCUUGGGGGCCACAGCGCCCCACCCGCUCCUCCUGGCCAGCUCUCUCUUGCUGGGGGGACCCCUCAGGCUGGAGGUGAUGCCCCCAGCAGCUCCACUUUCCCUGAACUUGGGUGCCUCCUUGGAACCCAGCACAUCCUGGCUGCUGCAGGGGCCAAGGCCAGUGAAUGA
Molecule: messenger RNA, 748 nt
Organism: Suncus etruscus (white-toothed pygmy shrew)
Lineage: Eukaryota; Metazoa; Chordata; Mammalia; Eulipotyphla; Soricidae
Gene: BHLHA15
Product: basic helix-loop-helix family member a15
Exons: 1
Coding region: 1-573 (190 amino acids)
Molecular function (GO): protein dimerization activity
Source: RefSeq, a predicted model, not a curated record